Molecule: messenger RNA, 1522 nt
Organism: Neolamprologus brichardi
Lineage: Eukaryota; Metazoa; Chordata; Actinopteri; Cichliformes; Cichlidae
Product: SLAM family member 5-like
Cellular component (GO): membrane
Source: RefSeq, a predicted model, not a curated record
AUGACUCGUGGUGUAGUCCUGUUUGCGCUAUUUUUGUUCUACAUAAUAGAAAUACAAGGGCUCCAGCCUGUGUUUCUGUUGCAUGGAAAGGACUUAUAUCUGGAUAUAAAUGAACCUGUUAAACUUGAAGAAGAGACAAAUGUGUUCUGGAACUUUAAUUCCAGUAACACUAUAGCUAAAUGUGAUUUUAAUAAAGAUCAAUUCGUAUAUAAGAAAUAUGCAGGAAGGGCUGAGCUGUUUGGACCAAAUUACUCUUUGAUAUUAAAGAAUGUACAACACAAUGACAGUGGAGAUUAUACUGCAGUUGUGAUCGGCGAAAAACAGAAAAGGGUAGCUGAGUACGAGGUCAUAGUUCAAGAUCCAGUGACUCCUGCCAAGCUGACAGUGGAGUCUGUGUCCAAGAGCUCAGACUCCUGUAACCUGACUGUGACCUGCAGCACAGUGGACUUUAACAUCAGUAGUAGUUUCAGAUGUGAUGGUAAAAACUGCUCUCAUGCAGAAGAAAAGGAUUUGAAGGCCACAAAAAAUUUUUCCUCUCUAAUUGUUUACCUGCAGCAAGACACCAUUUUCUGUAAUCACAGCAACCAAGUGAGCUGGAACGUGACUAAGAAGGUGCUCAGAUCUUUCUGUGAAACAGAGACAGUUCCCAGUGGAGCCAUCAUAAUUGCAGCUUCGACUUCUGUUCUCUUCUUGUUGACUCUCUUCAUUACCCUUUGCUUCAUCAUGAAAUGUAAAAGUAAAGGCGGGAACCAGGAAAAUACUAUAUAUGCGGUUCCUGAGGAUAUCACUCCAGGCCAGACUCAAAAUCAGACUCCCUCAGGACACGAAUCAUGUAAUUCUCCAACAUCUACUUAUGCUUUGGUGGAGUUUCAUACUGCACAAAAAUCCACUAAGACUGAAAACAUCCCUCAGCCAGAGACGGUGUAUGCUCAGGUGGACAGAGCUGCAAAGCCCAAUUCUACAGUCCAACAACAAACACCCAAACCUGAAGAAAACCAGUAACUGUAUUUAUAAUGAUCAACAGAGUUCACUGAUGUACCAUAUGUGCAAAAUGUGGAUGUUCAUGUUACUGUGAGGGAAAAAUAUGGAUCUGUUCACUCACAUGUAGCUCACUUUAGACACAAAGGUUUGGUUGCUGAAUGAUAUUGUGGUCUAGCUUAAAGGUAGCUGGAUAUUUCUCUUAAUUUGAAUUAACAGAGCUAGUUAACCCAAUAUUUAUUCUUUCAAAGUCUUGUUUUUGAGAACAUGAAAUAGGCACAGAGUUUACAGACAUAGCAACAAAGUGGGUAGAGUCAGCUAAGCACAGAUAUGUACCUGCAGACUAUUGUGAAAUAGCGGCAAUAUUUAGUAAGUACUGUUAUUACAUUAAUAACAUUACAUAUAUAUAUAUAUCUUCUUUUUUAUUUUUUUUAUCAUAGAUAAUAGUUGUUUCAUCAGUAAUUGUGGCUGCACAAGCAUUUUACAGCAUGUUGUACUCUGUAUGAUGACUGUGCAUGUGACAAAUAAAGGUUGUUUGUUUGUU